Messenger RNA from Salvia miltiorrhiza (redroot sage), 3524 nucleotides. RefSeq names its product pumilio homolog 4-like. The coding region runs from base 336 to 3263 and encodes 975 amino acids. Gene Ontology annotation, biological process: post-transcriptional regulation of gene expression. The transcript is spliced from 10 exons. Gene Ontology annotation, cellular component: cytoplasm. The record is from RefSeq and is a predicted model, not a curated record. NCBI's taxonomy places the organism in Eukaryota, Viridiplantae, Streptophyta, Magnoliopsida, Lamiales, Lamiaceae. Gene Ontology annotation, molecular function: mRNA binding.
AUUUUCGUAAGUUUGUUAAUUUUCUGCAUGCAUGAAUGAUGCCCGCCCUUCUACAUUCUGUUAAUUCUUGAUUUAAUGUGAUAAAUGAAGUUUGAUGUGUUCGUCGCCACUCAAGAUCGAUUUUGUUCUAAAAUGGAAUUUGCGAUUGUUCAUCAACAUUUCAAAGAUUUCGGUUGAUGGUGUGCGAUAUGGUUUGCAUGAUUUUGAAUUCGGUUCGAAUUAGGUCUGAUUUCAUUUCUGCUGUUUAAUUGUGCAGAAAAUUGAGAAGUGAUUUGUUGUUGUUCCAUCCAAUGUGAAAUUGAAUUGUGGGUUAGGGAUUUAGACAUUGUAGUAUCAUGAUGAGAGGAUCGAGUUCGAAUGAGAAAUUAGACAUCAAUGCUAGCUUAGAGAGUGAGCUUGAAGCAUUGUUGCUACAUCAGCAGCGAAAUCGAGGUUUGAUUGUUGAGAGAGAAAGGAGUUUGGAGAUAAAUAGAAGCGGCAGUGCCCCUCCCUCAGUGGAGGGUGCUUUGCUUGCUGCAGGGAGUCUGCUUAGGCAUCCCAAUUUCGUGAAGCUCGACGCCGCUGGUGGUAGUAGCAGUGGUAGUGUUGAUAGCAUAGGCGUAUUGACCGAAGAGGAAAUAAGAUCCCACCCUGCAUAUUUGGAGUACUAUUAUUCACAUCAAAACUUCAACCCUAGGCUGCCUCCACCUCUGUUGUCGAAGGAGGACUGGCGCGUUGCACAGAGGGUCAGGGCCGCGGGUAGAAAUGUGGUUGACAAUGGCGGUGGGAGUGGGGUUCUGCUCUACUCAAUGCCAGUCGGUUUGUCUGUGAAGAAAGCAGAAGAUGAAAUGAUCGAGCUGAGGAAGGCGGCCCUCAGGAAUAUGUCGAGGAAAAACUCUACUGAGUCGUUAGACAAAGGUAUGAUGGGGGCGUCGAGUUCUGGAAUGGGAGUUAGAAGGAAGAGCUUUGCAGAUAUACUCCAGGAAGGGUGUGGCCAGCCUACGAAAUCGCAUCUCUCGCGCCCUGCUAGCCAGAGUUCGGUUGCUGAUGUUGCAGAUACUUUACCCAAUUCUAAUGCAGCAGAACCAUUUGAAGCCUUACACCCCGAAAAAACUCUUACAGGCUUAUCCAACACUCGCAGCAAUCCGAGCUCCUUGGCAUCUUGUGUGAACGUGUCAUCCUUAACUAGCAGCAGGCCCCCGGUUUCUGCUCUUGUGGCGCUUGGCAAUGGAGUUCAUCUUGUCGAAAACCUGAGCUCUGCAUCGCUGGUUCCUUCGUCUGGCAUCUUCGAGAUAGCUGACAUCGCCUCUUCUCUCUCUGGAUUGAAUAUGUCCAUGUCCAGAGGCCAGCUUCCUGCUGAGAGUAGUUCACAGUCUUCACUGCAGAUGGGGACAAAUCCGACAGGGCAGCAGCAGCAGCAGCAUUAUAGCGACAAUGCUAGAGUCGAAAACAUGGUCAGUAACAUGAACUAUGUGAAUUUAGCAAGGAGUAAUGGACUAACCAGGGGGACUAGUGUUUCGAAACCAACGGGGAACGAGCGUGUAGGUUUUCCGAGAAGGACGUCUUCGACUACUAAUCUCCAGUCUCAACAUCAGCACAGCCUAUCUGAUUUUGCAAGGCUGGAAGAUCUAAAGAAUCAAAUGCAGAGCAAUAAUUUUCCUAAUCAGAGGAAUGGUGCAUAUGCAGUUGAGCAGAAACAUGAUGGGAUAAUAGGUUCACUCAUGGCUGGUGGCAAUGGAGAUGGGCAAAUCUUGAGACCUAACUACCCGCCGGGGUUCCAUAUCCCCGUCAUGGAUCCACAUCAAGUUCAGUACAUUCAGAAAAUGUCGAAUCAUGGGAAAGAUUCGGCUCGUGCUGCUGGAAAUUCUUCUCAAGGACUACACUUUGUUGGCUCCCAUGGCCAUGAUAAUUUUCAGUCUUUGGAGAAAGCUUAUCUCGAGGUGUUGCUUCUGCAACAGGCACAGCAGUAUCAGUCACAGAUGUUACAGAAGCCCGGUACCGUUAAUCAUCAUCAGUACCACGGAAAUCCUGGAUUUAGUCCCUAUGUUGCUUCUUUUCAAGGCAACCCGUUGUUGAGUUCACGAGAUGGUUCAAGGAGUUCUAUGAUCCCGAACGAGAAAUGUGCUCAAAUGCAGCCGUCUUUGGAGAGUCUCAAGGGGGAAAGCACCGGUUCCUUGCAUCCACAGAGUGGAAGCAAAGCCAAAGGAAGAUUUGAGUCCUUGCUGGAGAUGCUUAAAAACAACAAGAUGAAGUCGUUGGAGCUCUCAGACAUUCUUGGUCAUGUCGUUGAGUUCAGUACGGAUCAGUUUGGGAGUCGCUUCAUUCAGCAGAAGCUGGAGACAGCUACAGUCGAAGAAAAGACAAAGAUACUUGCAGAAAUCCUUCCUAAUGCUCUUGGUUUAAUGAUCGAUGUUUUUGGGAAUUACGUCGUACAAAAGUUCUUUGAGCACGGGAUUGAAGGUCAUCGGAAAGAGUUGGCGAGGCAUCUCAUUGGUCAUGUAUUGCCUCUCACUCUGCAGAUGUAUGGCUGCCGAGUUAUACAGAAGGCAUUGGAAGUGGUUGAUAUCGACACGGGCGCAAAGAUGGCAGCCGAGCUCGAUGGUUCGGUGAUGAAAUGCGUUCAUGAUCAAAAUGGCAACCACGUAAUACAAAAGUGCAUCGAGUGCAUCCCUCAAGAUCGCAUUCGUUUCAUAAUUUCGUCGUUCUUGGGGCAAGUCGUGACUCUGUCCACGCACCCUUACGGCUGUCGAGUGAUUCAGAGAGUUCUCGAGCACUGCGAUGAUCCAAAGACUCAACAGAAGAUCAUGGAUGAAAUAAUGAGCUCCGUCUGUAAGCUAGCUCAAGAUCAAUACGGAAACUAUGUCAUUCAGCAUGUCGUGGAGCACGGUAAGCCCCACGAACGGGCUACAAUAAUCAGCAAGCUGGCCGGACAAAUCGUGAAGAUGAGUCAGCAGAAAUUCGCCUCUAACGUCGUUGAGAAAUGCUUGACUUUUGGUGGCCCGGAGGAGCGGAAGCUCUUGGUGAACGAGAUACUCGGUUCAACAGAAGAGAACGAGCCGUUGCAGGCUAUGAUGAAAGAUCCCUUCGGAAACUACGUCGUGCAGAAGGUGCUUGAGACAUGCGAUGACAAGAGUCGCGAACUCAUCCUCUCCCGCAUCAAGGUCCACUUGAGUGCACUCAAGAGGUACACUUACGGCAAGCACAUUGUAUCACGCGUAGAAAAGCUUGUUGCAGCCGGAGAAAGGCACAUUGGGCACUCCUCAUCAUCCAAGCAGAACAACUGAGCUUUGUACAUACGAGGACCGGGUUUGAGCACGGUCCGAACGAGGCUUUCUAGUCGGGAGGAACGAGGUAGUGUAACGUAGGUUUCUGCUAUACGUGGAGCUCCAUAAUAAGCCUGCAUUUUUUGUUUCUUGAUUGUGUAUAGGUUUGUUUUGCUCAUGAUCGAGCCGAUAAUAAGCUGUUUUUGAUGGUGUACAUUUUGUUGAUAAUUUUAUGUGUAGUGUGAUAGAGUCACAUUAUUUAGAUAGAGGCACUUUUUCUUA